Molecule: messenger RNA, 2160 nt
Organism: Exophiala spinifera
Lineage: Eukaryota; Fungi; Ascomycota; Eurotiomycetes; Chaetothyriales; Herpotrichiellaceae
Exons: 1
Coding region: 1-2160 (719 amino acids)
Source: RefSeq, a predicted model, not a curated record
AUGACCACAAUCCCCUCCGUCGCUUUCCACGAUAUGGACGCGCCACACCUGGACGACCAAAUGGACGUCGCAUCGUCACCUUUUCGACAGGUUGACGAUAUCGACAUCGAUCUGGACUCCGUUCGCGAUCCUUCCGUCAUCGGCUCAGUUAAUGAUGACAUGGUUGAUGACGACCGGGUUCAGCUAGACAACCAUGAUACUGGAUUCGUUCAAACGCAGGCCGAGGUUGCCGUUGCCGAUGAUGAUAUGAUUGAUGAGACCAACCCGGAAGACCUUGAUUUCAACAUGGAUGGGGAUGCCGGUGACAUCCCUGUGGACGAAGACGAGGACAUUCUCUACGAAGAAGAAGAAGUCGACACCUCCAUCCAGCCAGAAGGUGACGUCGCUCGAACUAAUAUAGAGGCCGUUGCUGAGGUCGACCUUGUCGAUUUUGAGACUGAUGCUGCUUCACAACCUCAGCCUUUCCAUGAGACAGAAGAGACAUUCCUUCCAGUCGAAGACGAGCAAUCUCUACCCGAAGAUACCUUGAUACAUUCUGAGGAAAAUGUACAGGAAGACUCUGAACUUAUACUAGAGCAAGUGGGACAAGAUGUCUCUGGUGAGAAAGACCAUACUCUUCCACAGGAACAAACUGCCGGGGACUAUCAAACGCAGGCCAAAAGCAGUGUAGAGCACCUCCCAAAUGAGUCUGCUGACGGCCGAGAUCAGUCCGACACUGCACCGCAUACCGUUGAUGGCUCAGACUCGGUGCCGCAGGAAUACGAGGCUGUAGAAGCGGCCACCAACGACCACCCACCCCCCCAUCCUGUCACUCUAAACUACAUGGACGAAGAGAUGUCACUUUUCCCACCAAUGAUGGAAGAUGCCUCUGCUGUGUACUUUCUGCAGGAUUCGACUCUCGCCUUUGAACCCCUGGACAAAUUGCUUGCCGCGUGCCGUGAGAUUCUGACAGGGACACUUGAGCACCACGACGAACUUGUUUUGGACAUCGGUUCUCUUGGACUUCACAUCUGUGAGGAUUCAAAGUAUGCUUCUCAGCUUAGCCUCUCUCAAAUUCUCGACACAUACCUGCUCCUUUGCCACAACGAUGGUACUCAAGAGAUUCCUCCGUUGUAUUGUUACCUGAGUAGCCGUGUGAGCUUGGCUUCUCAAUAUGCUUACCUGCUAUCUUCAGCGACUGAAGGCAAGGGCUUCUCCGAGGUAGCUGCGGAGUAUGUUGACACACCCGAGCCAGAGGAAGCUCAAGAUGGGUCUGCUAUUGAGCACAGCCCCGAACAUCUCGAACAGCCUGCAACUAUCGCUGAGCAAUACCCCAACAAUGUUGAAGGUAGCGUCAUCGGCAAUACAGAGCGUGAGGAUGCGAUUCCUGACGAUGAUGACACUGGCAAGAGUCCUGCGUUUGAAGAAGGUUCAGAACCGGUUGCUGAUACCGAUGCCAACCCCGACGAUGCAGAGGCUGAUUUGGCACAUCCAACGGAGUCUGAGGAUGUUACCACGACCCAAGAACCGGCCGGAGCAAACGAGGCACCCGAAGUCGAUGCACCCGUGGCUGUUGGCGAAAUGUCACAAGAGGCACACGAUGGCCCUUCCGGUGAGAUUCUACAUGAUGAGGGCGGCCACGAACUCGAAGAUAGUCAUCGGCCGGAAAGCCACGAGGACGAGACCAACAGCUCCCAUACCCUCGAAGCGUAUCCGCCCGAGGCUGAUGAAGACCAAGUCAGUGGUGAGGAAGUUGAUGUUGAAAACCUCUUUGCCGAGUCGUAUGAGCAUAUUGAUCUGGAACAUGAUCAGCCCGCUCCUCAAGAUGAAGAAGGUGUCGAAUCGUUCGGUGACGAAGAACUCUUCACAAAGGAGAGCGAGGCAGAUCUUCUCGAGAAUGAUCUUGCGACCACUGCCGCCGAGCCUGCUCAGCCCGCUGCGAUCAAUCCAGAGGGCAGAGAAGAAUUGCCAAAUGGACAUGAUGCUGUCCCGGCGUCGAACUUUCCUGGAUUGAACGGUGGUGGUAUUUCUGCCGAGUCUAGUCUACAACCGCCACAGAAUACAAGUCCUCCUGUCACACCGUCCAAAAACAUGCACGCUAAACGCAAAGCCGACGAUGACGAUGAACUGGACCUUUUGGACUUCGACACACCUGAACCUAAACGUCGUCGACCCUCGUAA